This is a messenger RNA of Austrofundulus limnaeus, 1078 nucleotides long. RefSeq names its product NADH:ubiquinone oxidoreductase complex assembly factor 6 (gene ndufaf6). The record is from RefSeq and is a predicted model, not a curated record. Gene Ontology annotation, biological process: mitochondrial respiratory chain complex I assembly; biosynthetic process. Gene Ontology annotation, cellular component: mitochondrion. Lineage: Eukaryota; Metazoa; Chordata; Actinopteri; Cyprinodontiformes; Rivulidae.
CAACACAAUUUGAAGGGGAACAUGGCAGCUUGCGUCUGUGCUAAACAUGGAUUGUUCAGCAGUAAAACCUCACGGAUUUACAGUUUUAGCAGAAACAUAGCACCAAAGCCUGUAUGUGUCCAAAGAGCAGCUGAAAGGCAAAGCGUGAGAGCGUCUACAAAUGCAACAGCAGCGUUUCAACACAGUGAAAAGUACUGUCUGGAUUUAGUAAGGUCCAGAGACCAUGAGGGCUUCAUCUCGUCUCUCCUGCUCCCUUUCGAAGCCCGGCGCUCCUCUCUGGCUCUGAGAGCUUUUAAUGUGGAGCUGGCACAGGUGAAGGACUCUGUUUCCCAGAAAACCAUUGGUUUGAUGCGAAUGCAGUUCUGGCAAACAGCUGUAGAGGAGAUCUACAGAGACGACCCUCCGAACCAACCAGUCAGCACCGAGCUCUGGAGGGCAGUGAGGACACACAACUUAACAAAGAGGUGGCUGCUGAGGAUUGUGACAGAAAGACACGGCGCUUCUCAGGAGGACUUCAUCCGUGGCAGCCGGGAGCAGAAAGUCCGAGACGUGGUCUACGACAUCGCUAGUCAGGCUCACGUACACCUGCAACACGCGCGAUCAUUUAAACACAGCGUUCCAGCUGCUGCCAUGCUAGCCUUCCUACAGACGGUGGUGAUAGAAGACUAUCUACACAGAGUCAGGAAAGCUGAUUUUGAUGUUUUUCAUAAGAGCCUGCAGAACAGAAACCCACUGCUCUCCUUACAGCUGUACCUCCGAUCCUGGAAGAAGACUUACUGAAUCUUCCCCCUCACUUURUUACUGUUUGAUCAAAACCUCUAUGAGAUGAAAACCUAAGACUCAUUGGAUUCUGACCACAGAAUCGGAUCUAUAAAGACAUUUAGACCCUUUUUAAAAUCAAGACCAGCUAGCAAGUUCAGCUCCUCAGUGAAAAACACAAACAGCAGCACACUGUUGUUUUCUAAACCUUUGGAUUUCCAUUUGGUGUUUGGAUUUUGUUUGAGCCAUGAAAGAAAAAAUGUGUUAACAUUUCUUUCAGAAGAGUGUGACAAUAAAAUAAAUACUCAUUUUAUUUGGA